AUGCCACAAGUCUUGGACCUUGCUGAAGGAUGCUCUGGUUUCUGCCCCAAUUGUUCAAGCUCCAAACUGGGAUCACCAUUUGAGAUUAUGUGUGAUGCGUCUGACUAUGCAGUAGGAGCAGUGCUUGGCCAAAAGAUAGACAAGAAGCUCAAUAUCAUGCUGCUCUUAGGCACAUCUUUGCUAAGAAAGAUACAAAACCAAGCUUCUCAGAUGGAUCUAUUGCUUCAGGAGUUUGUUGUAGACAAAAAGGGAGUGGAAAAUGGAGUUGCUGAUCACCUAUCUAGGAUGCGAGUUGAAGACAUAGUCCCCAUCAAUGAUUCUAUGCCUGAAGAACAGCUUAUGGCAAUCAUGAAGAAGUUCUUCAAAGAUGUUAGGCACUACUAUUGGGAUGAGCCUUACUUGUACAAGAGAGGACCAGAUAGCAUUUACAGAAGAUGCAUAGCUGAAGAAGAUGUACAAGGAGUUCUAGAGCAUUGCCAUGGGUCUGCUUAUGGAGGUCACUUUGCCACAUUCAAAACCGCGACUAAGGUCUUACAAGCUGGACUAUGGUGGCCUACUUUGUUCAAGGAUGCAGCAAGCUUCAUCGCUAAGUGUGAUCCAUGCCAAAGAAAAGGAGGGAUCACCAAGAGAGACGAGAUGCCACUAAACCCAAUUCUUGAAGUUGAGAUCUUUGAUGUAUGGGGAAUAGACUUCAUGGGACCUUUCAAGCCUGCUUCAAAUGGGAACAAUUACAUUUUGGUGCUGUGGACUAUGUGUCCAAAUGGAUAG
This is a messenger RNA of Microthlaspi erraticum, 768 nucleotides long. Lineage: Eukaryota; Viridiplantae; Streptophyta; Magnoliopsida; Brassicales; Brassicaceae. The record is from the annotation of a GenBank genome assembly.